UUGAAAAGAAGUUCCGGAAAAAAGUCUAAAAAUGUCGUCCACCACUUUGAUAACUUUUCUUUUGCGCACGCCUUCCAACGUGAGAACUGUCGAGCUGCUCGGAUCAUGGGAUAACUUUACCCGUUCUUACCCAAUGGAACGAGACAAGCGCACUGGCUCUGGCUAUUGGCGAGGCUGCCAUACCUUUACCGAUAUAAUUCGCGAUGGCUCAUCUCCUAGUCAAUCUCCCGGCCGGACCGGAGGAUUGAAGAUGGGAGGAACAUAUUGGUACUAUUAUCGACUCGAUGGAGACAUUGAAUAUUAUAAUGAGGUUGAACCGGUUACCUCUCUUUGCCCUCUCUUACCCGGCCAACCGGUCAAUCUCCUCAACGUACCCGUCAUUCUCCCAGACACAGAGAGCUUGCAUCGCCGGGAUAACAGUGUCAGCUCUAUCAAGUCGGAGCACCGGACAAUGGACCCCAAAGACAAAUACAUGAAUCCGAGGACCCCCCCGAAGCCGAAGCCGGCUCUUCCCCGCUUAAGAACGUCUCCUCCACUAUAUCAACACUCUGGGUCUUCGUGGUCGUUCCUCCAUCUGCAAGGUAACGGCGAGGAGAAUCGAGCUGUGUCUCAACCCGCAAGUGCGGCCCACAGUCCGCUGGGCCACCAUGCGCCUAAAGUGAAAAUAGCAAGACCUGUCUCCCCACCAUUAACCAAAGGUCUACGAGCUGCAUUUUUAAAUAUUGCUAGAGCUCGUUCUCCGAGUCGAGAUCGAGGCGAGAGUCGCAGCAGGUCGAGAGAUCGCCAUGACACCGGAGCAGAACUCUGCGACGGGCCUACACUGCGUGUACCCGUGUCGAACCCAAGCUCCAAUUAUAGCUCACGCAUAGCGUCUCCAAUGAGUAGCUCAGUUGAGGUUUCGAGUUCCGGGCAGUUGCCUUUCCGCCGUCCUCUUCCUGAUCAACAGGAGCUAUGUUCAGCAUCAGCAUCUAUCCAUAUUCGACGUGCUUCAAGAUCUAGUCGUGAAAACACUCCUUUAGCCAGUCUAGACUUAGGCCCCUCUACUGCGGACCAGAUGAAAAAUGGGAACUCUUCAUUUUCUCUUCUCCGGCAAUUGGACCCCCUCGAAGAGACAUUGUCGCAGCAGACUACACCCGUUCCAAUGGGCACAAAGGGCCGGUCUGGUGCAUUAGAGCCAUCUACAUCAUUAGAUUCUUCAAGCAUUAGAGAGAAACGACUGCCAACGCUUCCAAACACACCGUCCUCGGUUAUGGAGGAAGAAUUGCGCGCUAUCAAUGCGCUCAAUGAAUCUGUGGAUAUGGAGUUUCUACAGAGCCACUUUUCCGACUAUACAUCCGGGGUUCCAUCCCAAUUUUAUACCGAAUCGCCUAUGGACAAGAGCCGAUUCUCGGAAUGGAGUACUGAUACUGAGCUGGUCUCUCCUGCCUCCAUGACCUCGUGCUCUACUCUCAACGCCGAUUCCUCACAGCACUUCUUUGCGGAUGAUCAUUUCGCAGCCAAGGAUUCCACCUCAGAGGCCGCUGCUCCUUCUAGCGGGCCCCCGACUCCUACGCUUGAUGCCGAGCCUGAACUUCUGUCACCUACCAAAGUUGCGUCUGACUCACCUCUCAUCGGGUCUGGUCACACCUCCCCAGGUGCUAACGGAUUUUCCAACAGCAACUUCGAAUUCUCGUCUCUUGGCAUCGAUGAUUACGACGUCGCUAAUGAGUCUGACCCUAAAAGAUACGCUGGCAUAUUCCCAACCGAAGUUAUUACUUCCUUGUCCGUCAAUCGAGCCAAGUCGCGAGAUCAGCCGGAGCCCACUCGUCAGUUUCAGAGCUAUAUGACUGAGUCGGCGGCAAUGAAGGAGCUGAUGGAUGAGAUUGGUUAUUUGGGGGAUAUGAUUUCAUCUGGGCUGUAAUUAUUUGUGCUUUUGUUGUGUUUAUUUGUUGCAUCAUCUGGUGUUCUGGCAUAGCGAUUGCUGCAUAUUGAGUGCAUUAUGCAUGGCGUUGUUGAUUUAUAUAGAUUUGAGAGGUGAAUUGUCAUAUACAUAGCUGUAUAUAAAUGAUAAUCUAAAUAUCUGUGAUUUGAGCCA
Talaromyces proteolyticus is the source of this 2074-nucleotide messenger RNA. RefSeq lists its product as uncharacterized. Lineage: Eukaryota; Fungi; Ascomycota; Eurotiomycetes; Eurotiales; Trichocomaceae. The transcript is spliced from 3 exons. The coding region runs from base 32 to 1900 and encodes 622 amino acids. The record is from RefSeq and is a predicted model, not a curated record.